UAAGUGAAAUAAUUCAACCUUUUAAAAAAUUCUUUCAAUGUACUAUUAACUUAAUUUAUCAGAUUUCCAUUAUCACGGAUUUUAAUUGUAAAUCAAAAUACGUGCCAUUAUAACCAAUUAUUAUAAAGCUACCAACGCAAAAAUUAACCGUCUGCUAUCUAUAUCGUUCGUGUUUCGCUCUUUUGUGAACGUUUAGACUGUGCCAUUGUAUGUUGGGAUAUUUCGUUCCUGAAAUGUUAAGAUUUAGCCAAUUCGGUUUAUUAGCAUCGUCAGCAUAAUAAUGAUGAGCGAAACUAAAAGUAGCUUGUUGAUUUCCAAAAUCUUAAAUCGAAAGUGACGUUUUUUCUCUCUACGAAACAUGGAUUCGGAAACACUGUAUUUUCUAUUGAUAUUUGUUAUAAUAGGAAUUUCAUCUUACUUUGCAUUAAGAUACAUAACGUUACAAUUAUUCAACAACGAAAUCAGGCCAUCGUCAGAUGUGGAUGACGUAAAUUAUAAACAAAGAUCGCGGAUAACAGAUGUUACAACGGACAGUUCAGAAGGCGUGGCAGCAAACAUAAUGUCUAGCUCUGAUGACACAGUGUCUGAUGUUCCUUCUCGGGAAAGAGUUCAAGAAGAGAGGUUAGAGGCAGAAAGAAGAAAAUGUAUAGAAAAUGCUAGUGAUCAACAAACUGCAACUGAUGAUGAUACUGAAGAUGAGGGAGAUGAAAGUGAUGACGACGAAGAAGAGGAGAAUAGUAUGUUUCAGACAUUUGUGGAUGAAGCCAAUCUUAUACAGUGCACAAAUGAAUUGGGGGUGCUUCCUGGUCUAAUGAAGUACAUAAACGAAAAUAUUCAAAUCUGGAAGACACGAAAAUUGAAAAUUGCCAUCAUCGGAAAUUCUGGAACCGGAAAGUCGAGUCUUAUAAAUGCCAUCAGCGGUCUCAAGCCUGAGGACAAAGGCGCUGCCCAAGUUGGUGUGACAGAGACCACAAUGGAAAAGCAAGAAUACGUUCUUCCGAGUAACGAAAAUAUAAGUCUUUGGGAUUUACCUGGGGUAGGGACACAAAAGUUUAAGAAAGAGGAUUAUUUCAAUGCCGUUAAUUUAAAGGAGUUUAAUGCCUUUAUGAUAGUGUCUGCCUCAAGAUUUUCAGAAAAUGACGUAUGGCUAGCCAAUGAGAUCCUUAAACAUGAGAGAUACAUAUUCUUUCUUCGGACAAAAAUUGACGCAGAUCUUACCAAUGAGAAAAUUGAUCAUCCCAGUACAUACAACGAGACGAGUUGCCUACAGAAAAUAAAAAUGGACAUUGUUAGCAACCUUAAAAAAUCGAAAUUUCCUCAAAAGAAAUGUGGGAUCUAUUUAGUCAGCUCAAGAGAAUCUUCCAAAUUUGAUUUCCCAGAUCUGUUGCUUAAACUUAACAGAAUAUUGAGUAAGAAAAGAUUUGCCUUACGAAGAGUAUUAGAAAUUAAUUUAAAAAGCAUUUUGGAGAAGAAAAGAGAACUGAAAAAAGGUCAUUUUUUCUUUCAAAAAUGUUUACUUUUUUUGUAUGGUAGUGGUAGAAGAUUAGGCCAUUUGAAUUAUCAAACACGACAAAUGCACGAGAAAUGCAAAAUUGCGUUUUCCCUUGAUGACAUCACUAUUGAAAAUAUCGCUGAUGAUAUGGGCAUGUCGGUGAAUCAUCUUAAAACUACAGAACUGGAAUAUUUCAAAUAUUUGGAGAUACCAUUGGAGGAAAAUUCCUUGCCUUUAUUUGAUCGCUUUUUUGGCAAUUACAUUUUCACUGAUCGGUUAGAUAAGGUAUGUGACGUGAUGGCUAAGGAUGAAGCGAGGCUUAUUCAUCUACGACUGAACUAUUUGGAGGACCAGUUGCGGCCAUUUUAGAUUCCUCAAGAAUAUUCAGUGCGUUGUGUGUUGACGAUUAACAAUUAAUUUUAGUUAUCUGUACAUGUGGAUGUUAUAAGUUCUUUAUGUCAAUUGUCGGUACCUCCUUUGCGAUAUCUACUAAAGCGGUACCCUCUUUUCAGAUGCACAGGUCAUUCUCUGGUGAAAACAGUUAAGCGACACGCGAAUCUAGUAAAUGUUCAUUCUACUGAUAAAAGCUGGAAUGACGACUUAAAAAGUCAUUACUACGGCUGCUACUUUUGUAAUUUAGGUCAAUAUAUGCGAUGUCAAGAUCAUAAAAAAAUAAUGAAAUAUACCAAUUUGUCCGGGGCACAUCUCCUACACGCAUAGAGGGAUUCUAAUGAAACUUCAUGGAGCUCAUUUAAAACUUUUACAUGCAGUGAAGGAUUUCAAUAUGACUUGGCACAAAUGUAGACCAUUGUGAGGCAAAGUGUCGCGUGAAAAAUUCAAGUCCUUGUAGCCAAGGUGAAGGACACACAUAGAGGUCAAAUUUCAAAAAUAGUUAUUAUCAUUACCUCGGGAUUCUUAUGAAGCUUCAUAGAAAUGUUCACCAAUAUGAGAAGCAGUGUCACGUGCAUGAACCAGGUCUCUAGAUUAAAAGUUGAGGUAACACUAAGAAGUCAUUGAAAAAAUGCUUGUUCGGAGCAAAACUUCUACAUUCAUCAGGGGAUUUUAAUGUAACUUGGCACAAACGUUCACCAAUGUGAGGCUAAGUAUUGCGCGCAUAAUCCAGGUUCCUGCUUAUGUCAAGGUCACACAGAGAGGUCAAAGUUAAGAUAAAAACAGAAGAUGUGUACAUUUAGUCAUCAUUUAUUGAUGGAUUGUAACACAAAUGAUAACUAUCAUGACCACAAGUGUGACACAUUUAUAUCGGUUAAUAUUUGCAAGGUCAUAGUCACUAGAGAUGAUAAAUAUUUCGAUAUUUUCCGGAUAUUGCCCACAGCAUAUCUCCUAUAUGCAAUUCUAUAAUGCCAACAUCUCUGUCAAAAGCUUUUGCGAUGGGUGUAUUUUGCACCAAUGUAGCCUUGUUAAAGAUUUUUUAAACCAUUUAUUUCUUUGCUAUUAGCAAAAAAUAAAAAGUUGAGCGUUGCCCCCGCUCAGCAAUGGCUCUCAACGCUCAAAGUAAAUCUGUCAAGAGCCGCAUGCAAAAUUUUCUAAGAGCUACAACCAAAGAAUGUGACGAAGUCUUCCUCAGCUAACCAGUGAAAUGUCCUGCGUCUGAAAAUUUACACAAUGUAUACAUCUUAAGCUUGAUAAUAAUAUCAGUGAAAGUUCUAAGACUGUCUCGUUAUAAUUUUCUCGCGAUUGGCAAUAACAAUGUUUGUUAAGAGUAAACAACGCUUAAGACAACAAAUUUAUUAUAUGACUCUGCAAAGAGCAUCUUGUCAAAAGUAUUUCAAGUAUUGAUUUAAAAGAGAAAAAAAACAAUGAUGCAUUUUUAAACAUUUCGUAAAAAACGUUGAUAAAGUUCUCUACAGUAGGUUGUUUUGUAAUAAAAUAGAGUGAAAUAAGAAUCCCCAAAGAAAGCCCAACGCGGCAAAACUGAAAAUGUUGCAGGCUCGGUUUGAUUGAGCCUGUUCAUGGACGGUACUGUCAAGUGCAAGCUACCGUCCGCCCCUUAGCACCGGCUUAAGUGGAAUUCAACAUUUAACAUGAACUAGUAAAAUUUAGAAUUUUGAAACACCCGCAGAUGUGUUCAUAUGGCGGUUAUCAUGGAACCUUCAAUGUGACACGUUAGUGCCAUUCCAUGAAAAGCUGCAUAUGGUCCCCAAGUAAAAACAUGUAUAUAUAACAUUUAUCUAAUGACUAAUAAUAUCACAUAUGGUUCUUACACGUGGGAAGAGCUGUUACAUAAUAGAUGGAGUUCUUAUGAUAACUGUCACGUUACGGAUUUUGUCGGUAAACUUAAUUGUAUACUGGAGAAACACAUUUGAAAAAUAGUAAUUUUUUAUCUUUAAAUGGGGCGUUUGAGGUGCUAAAUUAAACUUUAAUGAUUAAGCUUGCCUUACAAAUUGUAUUAGGUGUCAAGAAAAACUUUAUUGUCCAUUUUUCAUCGUCUCUUGUUGGAAUCUGGUAGUUUAGUGUAAAUUUUCCGAAUAACUUGCUCAUUCGAACAUAUUGACCUUUCAUUUGUGAUCUUCUUCGUUGCCAUACUUAAUUAUCUAAUUAUAAUGGAAAUUUGCAAACGUAAAAUCCAGGCUAAUAUAUUUAUUCCCGAUGAUUUUCAAAUAUCACGAGUUCCUUUAUGUGGUAGAGUUUUCACAAUAACUUUUAUUACUGCCAGUUUGUUUCUUGGGCUAAAUUACGGCACGUUUUGGCGAAUUUUAUUUGUCAAUAAGUGUGCAAAUCAUUGUGAAGCGUAGUACGCUUAUCAUUUGCACAAAAAUUAGGUUAUUUGUUGGUCUUGGGUGUAUUUCAGUUCGAGAGAUAAUUUUUCUUAUCUCCGUCUCUUGUGCGUUUUUAGCUCACCUGUCACGAAGUGACAUGGUGAACAUUUUUGAUUGCUAUUCGUCCGGCGUUUUUAAUUUAAACGACAUCUCCUCAUAAAUACUAAGUCAAUUUCAUCCAAACAUCACAGGAAUGUUCCUUUGGUAGUCAACCUUAAAAAAUGUUCAAAGAAUUAAAUUCCAUGCAGAACUAGGGUUGCCAUGGCAACCGAAAGAAAAAUUUAGAAUAUCUUCUUUUAACAAACUGAAAGAGCUAGAGCUUAAAUAUUUGGCAUGAAACAUUGUCUAGUGAGUGUCUAUCAAGUUUGUUCAAAGAAAAGCUCUGAGGUUAAAAUUGGCCUCGCCCCGGGGGGGUCAUUGAUUUUCCUUAUUUGUAUAUAUAGUAAAGAUUUAAAAAAUCUUCUUUUAAAAAAACCCAAAUGGCUAGAGAUUAGAUAUUAAGCAUGAAACAUCUUCUAGGUGUCUUCCAAGUUUAUUCAAAUAAAAACCAAGGGGUCAAAAUUGGCCUUCGCCCCAGGGGGUCAUUGUUUUUCCCUUUAUAUAGUAAAAACAUAGAAAACCGUCUUUUAAAAACCUUAGAUUUAGAGCUAAGAUAUUUAGCAUUAAACAUCUUCUAAUGUGUGUCUACCAAAGAUGUUCAAAUAAGGGCCCUUGGGUUAAAAUUUGCCCCACUGCGGGGUCAUUGAUUUUCCAUAUAUAAGUAUAGUUAAACCUUAAAAAUCUUCUUUUAAAAAACCUAAAGAGCUAGAGUUAAGAUACUCAGCAUGAAAUAACUUCAAGUGAGUGUCUAGUGUCAAGUUUGUUUAAAUAAAAACCCUUGGAUAUAAAUUUGCCCCGUCUGGGGGGGGGUCAUUGGUUUUCUCUAUAUGUGUAUAGUGAAAUCAUUUUUUAAAAACCACAAAGAGCUUAGAUAUCUUCUCAUGGGUGUCUACCAAGUUUUUCAAAUAAAAGCCCCUGGGUUAAAUUAGACCCGCCCCGGGGGCCUAUAUACAGGUGAGCGAUUUCAGGGCCAUUAUGACCCUAUUGUUUUAAUUUAUACUCGGAUUUUGUAGACUGAAAAAAAGCUUGAUGCAGAUCAAUUAUUGACUCACAGGAUAAAAUACGCUUUGCAUUCAAUACUCAAGCAUGGUUACGUCAUGUAUACAUUAUUCACGGCAGUUUUAGAGAACAUUAAGUAACUGUGCUAUCGGUCUGCCAAAACAAAUUACCUGUAAAUGGUUUGCAGCAAAAACAUGAAGUAGUAUCUUAAUUAAAUGAGGUUGGGUCAUCUUCAGGUAUUCAACGGAUAUUUUAAUUUCUAAAAGGUUUUAAUUUUUGUCAUAGAGACGUAGAAAAUUCUAUAACAACGAUAUGUCAAUACAAAGUAAGUCUUUAAUAUAAGAUAUGUUUAUGCCGUUGGUCGACAAUGGUCAUUUCUUUAGUCAAUCGCAUCACGUGACUUAAUCAGAAAAAUGUACGCAAUAAUCUUCCCCGAUAUGAAUAUUUCUGUACGUCACGAACGAUGACAUUUUUAUGGUUCUUUUAAUUCAUGUUAUUAUGUUUCAUUGUAUUCCUCAUUAACUGACAGAAUAUUGUGAUUGCCCACAUUAUUAAAAAAGAGAAGAUAAUUAUUUUACUUUCUAAAAUAUUUAUAUUGAUUAUUGCCAUAUCAUAUGUUCGUACAAAUUAAAUAAAAUCUACAAUCACGUUUGUAACAAAGUUCAAGAUUAAAAAUAAAAUAAAAGUGAAUAAAUUUAUUUGAAUAUUUUGACUGUACAAUUGAAAUAAAUACAUGCACUAAUCUUUACAAUUUAGACAGUACUUAACCGUUGUAAUUAUUCUUAUUCAGUUGUUCAUUUAAUAAACACUUUUAAAAAUGA
Ruditapes philippinarum (Manila clam) is the source of this 6188-nucleotide messenger RNA. Its product is annotated as interferon-gamma-inducible GTPase 10-like. The record is from RefSeq and is a predicted model, not a curated record. Gene Ontology annotation, molecular function: GTP binding. Gene Ontology annotation, cellular component: membrane. The coding region runs from base 359 to 1861 and encodes 500 amino acids. Lineage: Eukaryota; Metazoa; Mollusca; Bivalvia; Venerida; Veneridae. The transcript is spliced from 4 exons.